Molecule: messenger RNA, 554 nt
Organism: Dioscorea cayenensis subsp. rotundata (Guinea yam)
Lineage: Eukaryota; Viridiplantae; Streptophyta; Magnoliopsida; Dioscoreales; Dioscoreaceae
Product: putative ripening-related protein 1
Source: RefSeq, a predicted model, not a curated record
AUGCAAGCAUGCAAUUCCAGUGGAUUCCUGAAUGAAUCAGGAAGUUGCAACACAGACUUAAACGCAGAGUGUUGCAAGUCCGGGGAGAAGUAUCCGCAAUUCAAAUGCUCUCCUCCGGUGACCGAUAAAACACGGGCAACCAUGACUAUCAAUAGCUUUGAUGAAGGUGGAGAUGGUGGAGGAGAGUCGGCUAUGAUGAUAGCCGAUCUCCAUAGUGAUAAGGAAUUGGUUGUGGCACUUUCCUCCGGGUGGUUUGAUGAUGGUAGCCGGUGCAAUAAAAAGAUCAGGAUCAAUGCAAAGGGUAAGUCUGUAUUAGCAAAGGUAGUUGAUGAGUGUGAUUCUGUGAAUGGUUGUGAUGAAGAACAUGACUUUCAACCUCCUUGUCGUAACAAUAUUGUUGAUGCUUCACCGGCGGUGUGGAAGACUUUAGGGAUCACCGGAGAAGAUGUUGGUGAAUUGGAUAUCACUUGGACUGAUGCUUGAAAAUGCAACUGUUUCCUGUCCUUAAUUUGAUCAAGUAAUAAGUUGUCAUCGACUAGCUCAAUUAAGUAUUU